CCUCUAAUGAGCAGAUUUGAGAGACACCAGUGUAAGAGAGAGAGAGAGAAAGACAUCCAAGCAUAUGGGGAAAUAAGAUGACGACGGAGAAAAGACAAUCCACGACUCACGAAAAUCAUUCCAACAACGUGCUUGACUCAAGGAAGGUAAAUCAGGAACAAUGAGUCUCGUUUUCAAGCUUGAAAGCAAACCAGAGAGGAUUUUUACAUAGCCGUAGGAGAGCAAAGAGGAAAAGAGAGAGAACGACGAAAGAGUGCCCUGAUAAGGAAUUAAUCACAUUUGCUUGUGAUCAAGCUGUGCGCUCAUUCUGUGCUGGUGAGAGCGUGCGUACAUAUGUAUGCGAUAGACUGCAUUGCUGCUAGCUGACGGAGACUGAACCUUGCAGAAUCUAUCGCUGUUUUUUUCUUGCACUCCGAUUCCCUGCGUGGCAUCAGCAUGUCGGGUGGAUGUGUUACAACAGAGAGCGAGCUCCCGACAGAGGGGAUACGUCUGUAAAUGCUACCUGACUGCUUCAUCUAGUGGCCGUCACUCUGAGGACUCGCAGGUUUCUAGGUGGAGCCUGGUGGUCUUAACAACAGGGAGGGGAACUGAGACAGUUCAAAGCCCCAGAGAGGGUAAGCUGGAGUCAGGGUAGGUGUGCUGGCACAGGGUGCCCCUGUGGAGGCAGGAACAAGGAGGGGGCCGGAGUACCAAAAGCGAGAAUUGUUGCUGCGUUGGUAACGGUACGAUAAGGCGCAUGGCUGACGUGGGCCCACUUUCAUCACCGAGAAGCAGCCGCAGGAGAGCAAUCCGUGAAUAACAAGCUCCACUCCUGAAAGAGGAUGGUCUGAGAGGGUGCAAUCUGCUCCUGCCUGGUUUGACAGGAGGAGACUACUGCCCAGGAGGGCUCCUCUUUUUUCUUUCUUUUAACUUUUUCAAUUGUUUUCUGCAACCGGGAGUUGUUACAGGUCUGUUGUUACACCCUGGCCCCAUUUCUAAGUCAGCGUUUUUUUAGUUCGUUCUUCUUUUUCUUUUCUUUUUGAGGUUUGAGGUAUUUGCCAAAACCUAUUUCAUGCAUGUCCACUGGGGGCAGGUUCAACUUUGAUGAUGGGGGAUCAUACUGUGGAGGGUGGGAAGAGGGAAAGGCCCACGGCCAUGGCAUCUGCACGGGACCGAAGGGCCAAGGCGAGUACGCAGGCUCGUGGAGCCACGGCUUUGAGGUGGUGGGCGUCUAUACCUGGCCCAGUGGGAACACCUAUCAAGGGACAUGGGCACAAGGCAAGCGGCAUGGCAUUGGAGUUGAAAACAAGGGCAAGUGGGUUUAUAAAGGUGAGUGGACACAUGGAUUUAAGGGACGCUACGGUGUGCGGGAGAGCACGGGAACAAGCGGCAAGUACGAGGGUACAUGGAACAACGGACUACAGGAUGGAUAUGGAACGGAGACGUACUCUGAUGGAGGUACAUACCAGGGCCAAUGGGUGGGCGGAAUGCGGCACGGAUACGGCGUACGGCAGAGCGUUCCGUACGGCAUGGCGGCCGUCAUCCGUUCACCUCUCCGUACCUCCAUAAACUCCCUACGCUCCGAGCACAGUAACGGCACAGCGCUGCUGACCGGCGACCGACCGCCCGUGGCCGGCGUGGGGGCCGGAGGCGUCCUAGUGGGGGGCAGCCCUGCCGUGUCCCGCGGGGGCUUCGUUCUGACGGCCCACAGUGAAUCAGAGCUGUUGAAAAACAAAAAGAAGGGUCUGUUCCGUCGCUCACUCCUAAGUGGCCUCAAGCUGCGAAAAUCAGAGUCCAAAAGCUCACUGGCCAGCCAGCGAAGCAAGCAGAGUUCCUUCCGGAGCGAAGCGGGCAUGAGCACGGUCAGCUCCGCCGCAUCCGACAUCAACUCUACAAUCAGCCUGGGAGAGGGGGAGAGCGAGCUGCCAGUGGGCGAUGACGAUGUGGACGCCACUACCACCGAGAGUUACGCUGGAGAAUGGAAGAACGACAAGAGGACGGGCUGCGGGGUGAGCCGGCGAUCGGACGGACUGCAGUACCAGGGUGAGUGGCUGGGCAACAAGAGGCACGGGUAUGGAUGCACAACCUUUCCGGACGGCACUAAAGAGGAGGGAAAAUACAAACAGAAUGUGCUUGUUAGUGGCAAACGCAAGAACCUCAUCCCACUACGUGCCAGCAAGAUCAGAGAGAAAGUAGACAGAGCGGUGGAAGCGGCAGACAAGGCCGCGGACAUUGCGAAGCAGAAGGCGGAAAUCGCGCAGUCAAGAACGGCUCACGCGAGAGGGAAAGCAGAGUCCGCGACGGCUGCAGCACAGAAAGCCCAGGAAGAGUGCAGGCUGGCCCGAAUCAACGCCAAAGAGUUCUCUCCCUCAUUCCAGCACAGAGGAAACAGAGUGGAGUGCCAGCGACCCAAACAGCAAAACUCCAGCGAGAACGACGUGGAGGUGAUCUCCAGCGGAACGGCAGAUAGCACAGAGCUCUACAUGAAGGGCUCCACGCCCCCGGACCUCACCCCAGACGUUAGCCCCACCACCAGCCGGCCCUCCACACCUCCCCGAACCCCGACCACCAAAUCUUCCCACCGCACCAAAAACGCCCGCUUCCUGCGACAGAGCGCCGUGGACGAGGAACGGGGAGGAACCCAAGAGAUCCAGGUGCUGAUGGAGGAGAGAGGUGGCGGGGGUCCGAGCGCAGCUGGAGAUUACCUGAGGGCGAAUAGCUGGGGGGCAGGCGAGGACAAGCGUCCCUCUCGUGGGGGUAGCAGCAGAGGGGGUAGUCGGGGCAGUAGCCGCUCCACGACCCCCUCGGUGCAAGACGAGGUGCGGGUUGGGGUGGCACGGGCCAACGGUCACAAGCACUCCAAUCACAAGCCCCGAGACCACAGCUCCUCCAAUCACAAAGUCCCACGGGACAGGAGAGCGGACGGACACUCUGCUUCUUGGACCUCACAGCGGGUACACGGGGACAGUUUAGCCCACCCCCGGCUCUUAGAACAGGACGAGGAGAAACUGAGCAAUUAUGAAAUGGAGAUGAGGCCGUUACAGCCCAUGGACUCCCAUAAUUCCCAGAAGCCCUAUGGGCACGGGGAGGAGUGGCACGGUCAAGCGGAGUCUCGCGCACAUACGCUACAGCGGCGGGGUAAGAAUCGAGACCGGGAACGGGACGCUUCGGGGGCAAGGGAGGCACGGGAGGGGGCGGUACCGGACUCGGUGCAAAAGUUGGACAGUCUACGUGUGGGGGAAAAGCUAGAUGCUCGCCCCCUCCGUCGGGACCUCACACUCUCACCGCCACAGAAAUCCCCACCUAUUGCACUAGAGCAAGAAGACGUGAAUCAGUCUCAGCUCAAAGUGAACUCGGGAUCCAACUCAAUUCUGGUUAUCAUGGUGAUUUUGCUCAACAUUGGAGUCGCCAUUUUGUUCGUCCAUUUUUUUAUUUAAACUCUUCAUUGCCGUCAGUUCCUCUUGUUAAGCUACGCUACUAUCAAAUCAAUAUCUGAUCUGGUCCUGGCCCAUUUUCUUUUUUAAACAAACGACCAACUACUUCUAAUGAAGUUACAACAGAACUGAGGAAGGCAACACAAACACGGGGCUCAGCGGUUCGGUCUGCUUUUCUGUCCCCAAAGAGCUCUUGUUUUCAUUUCUUAAUUUGUUCUCUUUUUUAACUACAAAAUAGUUAAAAGCAUCCUUUCGAACAUCUAGUUUUAACCUAUGUAUUCACUCACUCAUUUACAGUAUGCUGUUCUGAAUGAAAAUACUUCUCUUUUUUAUUUCAUAUUCCUUGCCUUUUUCUUGACGAUGCUGGUGGCUUCUUUUUUAUUUUGUUUGGGUUUGGUUUGUAUUUGGGUGUUGGACUCGACACCUGAAUGGUGGCUUAAGGGUGAAGGGGACGGCAGAGUUACAUGGCCAUGAAGUCAACAGGUCUCAAUAGGAUGGGAAACGGCUCCUGUCUAUACCCACCCGCCUCCCUCGCGCACCACUCCCAAACAUCGUUUCCAUUUCUUCACGUUCUCAUUUCUGUUACUCAUCAUACCAAGUGCUCUUUGCAUGUCCUGUACACUUCCAUUUACCGCCUGUGUGGUAGGUCAGCAUCCCCAGAAUGUCAUGGUGGUCCGGGCCUUCUGCUAGAUGACAAAGUAUUUUUAGAUAUCGCUUUAUAAUGCACCUAAAAAAGGAGCUACCAAACUUUCUGAUGUCAAGUUGUACCAUGUUGGGGCAGAUCUCGCAAAUUCAUCUGCGAGUCGUCAACAUUGCAAAUGUCGAAUCUGGCCAAUGCUGCUAAAACAAGCACAACAAAGUGGGUUACUAAAAAUGUUUAGUAUUUACAAAGACACAGCACCACUGACAUCCCAGCAUCCGCAACAUGCACUCCGGUGGAUGUGACCCACAUGCAUUUGGAAAAAUUCCAGGAUCUAAAUAUGCUAUGAUCUGAAAGGGCUUCAUCCUUAAUCUUGCUCCACAUAAAACAUUUUCUCGGCAGAUUAAAUCGUGACCCAACCGGUUUUGCAUGUAUGCAGUUGUACACUCUAUAUGGGUAGCUGAUCUCCAUAGUUUGUGUUAUCUGUUUGAAUUUGGGGUAACACAUGACAUUCUGCGAGGUCAUCAUCACCAUCAUUACAAUCCUCUUUAGAACUGCCCACUUUGAUGAGAUCACGAGAACUCCUGUCGACCUCACCGUGCAUCCCUGAAAGCCACAUGCUGCGUGCGCGACGCUGGUGUUCCCAACCAGACGUUCAGAGACUGUUAACGUUUUUUCCCAACUGCUGCUUUCGAAACAAAUAUUUAUUGAUAAAAAGGACAAAAAAACUUUUUUAGCUCUUUGCAAGACGUCUGAAAAAUGCCGACUGCCUUGUUUUUCUAAAAGUAAAAGAAAAAUGUUGCAUGCAAACGUACGUUUUAGUUUUGUAUAGAUAUAUGCGAAAAAUGUACUGGAAAGUCUGCGAGUUUUGAAAGCGGCGUAAAAGCUGCAAGAAUGGAUUUCGUUUAUCCCAAUUCAAAGUUUUAUUUUAUUGGCCGAUAUUAAAAUACUCCACGGAGUGAAGCCUAUGAGUGUGUUUACAUGUACAACAAAAAUCGGCUCUUUAUAAAGUGUUUACAAUACAUAAAAAGAGGCACUAUAAGGCUAUAAAGUGUUUACAUGCAUAGAAAAAUUUGAGUAACAUUAAAAAAUCUGUGUGCUGAUAAGGUUUUGCUUGAGUUUGAUAAAAUACUCAGCUUAAAGAAAUAGUUCACCCAAAAAUGAAAAUCUGUAAUAACAAACUCACCCUCAUGCCAUUCGAGAUGUACAUAACAUUCUUUUUUAAGUUAAAGACAUUUUUUUAUAAAAAGCCAUUACUUUAAAUACAUACAGGUGUCUGCAAGAAAACCUUUUUUGUGUUUUUAUUCAUUUUAUUUGUUGAACGUAUUAGCGAAACUAUCAUCAAAACAAGCACAUCCGAGCAUUUAAUUCAAAGAUCUCAUUGGUUCUUAUGUGUCUUGUGACGAAUGCUGCGUUCACGACACCUUGUAUUUAGGAUAUUCCUACCUUAACCCAGAAAUAAUUUCUAGAACAGAGCUCUUUGUUAAAAAUACUUGUUAAUGUUUUAAUACUACUAAAUAAUCAGUAAUAUUAAUGUUUUAAUGCUACUAAAUACUUUUGAUAUUACUCCAGGCGUUACUUCCGAGUUUGUGAUGGGAACUCUCCUGACCUAAAUCCGAGGUGUCUCGAACGCAGGAGAUAGUUACGAGACACGGGGUGAUCGUGAGUAAAUCAUUAAAUUUACGAGGUAAAUUUCGUUAUUGGGUGAACUGUUUUCUUUCAAAUAAACUGACGUUUUGUUACCAGAACAGAAAGCUUUUUCGGUGUAAGAUCGUAUAUGUAAACGCAGUCAUGGAGAAAACCCCAAACAGAACGCCCCAAAAUCCGAGACGAUAUUAAAACAGCCGAAACAAAUAAUAAAAGAGAGGUGUUUGUUUAUUUUUAUAGCCAGCUAACAGAACGCAAGACUCUGUGAUGUUUUUAUAGCAUGUGUGUAUGGGCUUGUACUCUCUCCCCUUGAGUAUGUCCCUCCUGGCAUCGACUCAUUCACAAUUUGUGUGCUUUCUCUCUCUCUCUCCUUUUCUAUCCCUCUCGCUCGCCCACCGCCCUCCCUUCCCUGUAUUUCUCCGUUUCUCUAUCCAGCCGAAAAAGAAAAAUAUAAGACCAAAAACAAUGAAAUGUGCAAAUGGUAACCUACGCUGAUGUAAAGGAAAGCAAGUCGUACUUUUUCUCACUUCGACUUGAGUUUCUUGGUCCGACUCCAGCCGAUCACGUGACUGUGCGAAAGCGCACGUGGACUUUGACACAAAACAACGGCUGUAUGUGACGGAGAGGGUGGUAUUCUGACGGGUCUUCCAAACAGAUGCAGUCGACCCUCACAGCCGGCUCUUGUACCGUUUGACCUGGAUGUAUUGUCACCCUAUGCGCCUAUAGCAUGCCCAAGCAUGCCUAGUUCUUUGGUUUCUUUCUCUCUCCUAUCAUUCAGUUGGUUACUUCUCCUGGGGGUCUGUUUCUUUUUUUGAGAUAUAUUGAGAAAUUAAUGAAAGUGUUUGAAAGUAA
Messenger RNA from Triplophysa rosa, 6552 nucleotides. RefSeq names its product junctophilin 3b (gene jph3b). The transcript is spliced from 5 exons. NCBI's taxonomy places the organism in Eukaryota, Metazoa, Chordata, Actinopteri, Cypriniformes, Nemacheilidae. Gene Ontology annotation, biological process: regulation of synaptic plasticity. The record is from RefSeq and is a predicted model, not a curated record. Gene Ontology annotation, cellular component: endoplasmic reticulum membrane; junctional membrane complex; plasma membrane. The coding region runs from base 1056 to 3416 and encodes 786 amino acids.